AAAAUUAAUUAAUUUAAAAAAUCUCUUCUAUAAAUAUUGUUUAAGUAAUCGGAUAUAGGUGCUAUAAAGUCGGAUGGGUUGACUUACUUAAUAAUAAACAUCGUAUUAAAUAUAUUAAAAUAUGUCGGUCAGUGAUCCCGAUAAAAAUGUGAUUACAGUAAAUGUUGAAUAUUGUGGAGUCUGUGAUUACGGGGGUCAUUGUGUGGCACUGGCAAAAACUAUUCGAGAAAGCACUCCUAAUGCUAUAGUCCUUUGUAAGCGUGGUAGGCAGGGAUCUUUUGAGAUAACAAUAAAUGAUAAACUGAUAUAUUCCAAAAUACAGACAAUGGCCAUACCAGACUAUGAAGAAGUAGCGCAGGUUGUGAAUGAUGUAUCUCAUGGAAGCGAACCAAGGGAAAUAAAAGGACAACAGCCAAUAAACUGUGCAAUAAUUUAAUAUUUCUUUUAUACUGUAACAACCAAGGUGAUAACUAGUUUUAAAUUAAUAUUUUAAUAACAAUAAAAUAAAAUAUUUUGUGUAGUGUUAAGACUAAUAAAUAUUAUAACAAUUUUUAUAAAUAUUUUAUUUUCAGUUACAGUUUUGUAUAAAUAUCAUCAUAGUAAUAAUAUUUGCUAAAUUUCGCUAUUAUCACUAUCAUAUCAUUUCUGGCUGGUUAUAUUAUAAUGCUAUAUUUUACAUAAAUAUACUGGUUUAACAUAAGGAAAAAAUCACAUUCACUGAUAAUAUUUUAAAUAUCUCUUCUAUAGAAUAGUGUAAUCAUAAAAUGUCACAUUAUAAUAAAUUUGUAAAUUUAGUACCACACUUCAAUUAGGGGGCCACCUUUAAAUUACGUCAUAUAACACAUUUAAAAAGUUAUAAACUAAAAUAGUUAACAUUUAAUAUUUUUAUACUAAAAUUUAAAUGCUGUCACAAAAUCUGACACUGCUUCCAGGAGGGUAGGAGUGACUAUGUGACUCCUUCAACCUCUUUUAUACAAUAUUAUCCUUCCUCUAACAUGUGAUGUAUUUUAUGGAUAGUCCCAUAGAUAUAAGGCAAUUUUGGUCUAACAAUUUGUAUUUUUUUACUA
This is a messenger RNA of Achroia grisella, 1067 nucleotides long. Its product is annotated as migration and invasion enhancer 1. NCBI's taxonomy places the organism in Eukaryota, Metazoa, Arthropoda, Insecta, Lepidoptera, Pyralidae. The transcript has 3 exons. The record is from RefSeq and is a predicted model, not a curated record. The coding region runs from base 122 to 436 and encodes 104 amino acids.